AUGGACUGGGCAAUAUCCAUUAUGUUUUGCAGUGCUUUCCAUUCAAGGGCUUUGGUGUUUCCAUACCUGGCCAUGAUGCAGCCGGGGUUAGUUAUUGUAACCAGAAUCAUCUUCUACGAGGACAGGAACUUCCAGGGUUGGCACUAUGAGUGCAGCUCCGACUGUGCCGACCUCUCCCCUUACUUCAGCCGCUGUAACUCCAUCCGUGUUGAGAGUGACUGGUGGGUGUUGUACGAGAGACCCAACUACAUGGGAUACCAGUAUGUCCUGAGCAGGGGAAAGUAUCUUGACUACCAGCGCUGGAUAGGAUUUAAUGACUGUGUCAAGUCCUGUCGCAGUUACCCAUAUUACCGAGUUGGAAACUACAGGAUGAGUAUUUACGAGAGGCCUGACUUUGCGGGACAGAUGAUGGAAUUCAUGGACGACUGUCCCUCUGUCUACGAUCGUUUCCGUUACCGUGACAUCCACUCCUGUCAGGUGAUGGAUGGCUACUGGAUCUUCUAUGAACAUCCCAACUACAGAGGCCGACAGUACUUCCUGAGACCCGGGGAAUACAGGAGAUACAGUGACUGGGGCGGCUACAACUCAAUGAUCGGGUCCUUCAGGCGCAUGAGAGACUUCUAA
Mobula hypostoma (lesser devil ray) is the source of this 624-nucleotide messenger RNA. Its product is annotated as gamma-crystallin S-1-like. Gene Ontology annotation, molecular function: structural constituent of eye lens. The record is from RefSeq and is a predicted model, not a curated record. The transcript is spliced from 4 exons. Bases 1 to 624 code for a protein of 207 amino acids. NCBI's taxonomy places the organism in Eukaryota, Metazoa, Chordata, Chondrichthyes, Myliobatiformes, Myliobatidae. Gene Ontology annotation, biological process: lens development in camera-type eye; visual perception.